Stylonychia lemnae is the source of this 7719-nucleotide messenger RNA. Lineage: Eukaryota; Ciliophora; Spirotrichea; Sporadotrichida; Oxytrichidae. The record is from the annotation of a GenBank genome assembly.
AUGAGUGAGGGAGAUUUCAGAAACUGCUAUAAUAGAAAGCAAGGGGGAGUUUUUACAUUUAUUAAUACUACUGUUAAGGAUUAUUACACUAAAUUCUAAAUGAAUUAAGCACUAGAUGGUGGGGUUAUAUACUGUGAUGAUUGUAGUUUACAGUUUUAACAAACCAUUUUCAACUUUUUAUUUGCUUUGAGAGGUGGUGCUAUAAACUUAAAUGGGACUUCUUCUGCAUCAUUUUUAGAUACUGAAAUGGAAAAUCUAUACUCUUAUGAUAAAGGUAAAAACAAAAUAAGAGAAGUGCAUUCUAAAAUUAUGGGUGGUGCUUUUUACAUAGACCAGCAAAGUUUAGAAAUCUCUAUUGAUAGUAUUUAUCAGUAUAGUUCUAGUGCAUUAUAAAGUGGUGGAUUUAUGUAUUUAGAAAACGCAAAAUCCCUAAAAAUAUCUAACUCAAAUUUUGAAAGAUAUUAAGGCCAUAAUGGAGCCUUCAUUUAGUCUGUGGCAAGAAAUAUAACUAUUGACAUAGAAAGCAGUAGUUUUAGCUAGAACUCUGUUAUCAUACAAGAAGAUCCUCGGGAUACGUAUGAACCGGUAGAUUUUUCAAAUGAUAUAUAUGGUGCUCUAUACAUAAGAUAAGCUGAGUAUGUAUCCUUUAAGAAUAACUAGUUCUUCAAACAUUACUUUAAAUAUUAUGGGUCAGUUGCUUUCUUAGAGCACACUAAAUUUAAAGACGAUGGAUCAAGUUACUUAAAUAGUUUAUCCUAGAUAGGAGGAGUUAUGUACUUUAAUCAGACAUAUAUAGUUGAGAUGAAUAACAUCUUUUUCGAGGAAAAUAUUGGACUUACUGGGGCUGCUGGAUUACAUUUCGAAUAAGUUCAAGGAGAUUUAACUAUGACAAAUGUGACAUUUAUAAAGUCCAGAGGAAUCAUUGGAGCAAUCUAUUACUAGCACUUAGAUGAUUUAGAGUCAACAAAGUCUGACUAAUUCAUCAUUUGCAAUGUUUCUAUCAAUAAUUCUAUUGCUGCAAAUUAUGGUGGUUUAUUUUACUCUGAUCCCAAUGGUAUUUUUAUAUCUAAAGGACUCAUAAUGUAUAACGUUGAUACAGCAUAUACUGGUUUAAUUGUCAUUCAAUCUGCUAGAAUGGUAGAAUUUCAUAACUCAUAUUUAGAAGAAAUAAGAGGGUAAGUGGGUGACAAUUUUGUAAGCAUUGAUAAUCUUAAGGAAUCAGCAUAUAUUAGCUAAACAGUGAUUUAGAAUGACCCUCUAGUAAUUUCUAUUGGUUUAAGAAGGGAAUUAGAGAUAUGGAAUUUUUAUUAUUUCUAAUAUUCUACAGAUCAAUUUAAUCCUUACUCACUAAUAACAAUUAGAGGAAGAUAAGCUUUCAUCAAUAAUUUGUAUAUCCGUAGAGGUAGGUUUGAUGAUAAAUAAAGAUAACUAAUAAGAGUGUUUGGGAUUGAUGGUGUGUAGCCAAUUCUGUUUUUAGAAACUAAUUCUUAUUAUGAAAUAAUGGAUUUUCCAUGGAUUGGCUAGUAUUUGACUUCCAAUGCGAAAGUAUUCCAACAGAAUAUCAUUUAUAAUGACUAUAGAAUAGAAGCCAGUUUGUUUAAUUUUGAAAAAACAAUUUUAUUCAUGAAAAAUGUUACAUUUUCUGGUUUUUAUGGUGAAUAUCGUUAUAGAGGAAUAUUUGAAAGAACUUAGGAUUCAUUUGGUACUUAUAAUACACUUGAUCUCCAUAAUAUCACAUUCCAUGGUUUCUUUGUUUAUUCUUCGGGGACAAUUCUUUAACUUAAUCGUCAUAUUGAUUCUGUAAAAUUCACUAACUGCACAUUUUCUUCAUUUUUCUGUGUAAGUCGUGGUGGACUGGCCUUUGCUACAUAAGAUGAGAAUAAAGUUUCAACAAUUGAGUUUUAAAGCUCAUUUCUAUCUGAUAUAAAAUCAUUUGAAGAAGGAUAUUUAAUAUAUUCAACUUCACCCAACAUUUACUUUAAAAUUAUUGAUACUAUCAUCGAAUGUUAGUCUGAUAUGGCUUAAUCUGAAAUUUCAGACUAUUAAGGAAUUGGAGUUAUAUAUCUUAAGAAUUCUAUUGAAAUUGGAAUAUUUUCUUAAAGAUCCAUCUUUAGACAUUGUAGUAUUCCUGAGGCAGGAUCAUUUUUCAACUUAAUUUAAGCGAAAUUUUAAGAUGAUUCAUCUAUUUUUCUUUAAAAUAAAGCAUCAAGAGGAGGAUCAAUAAUGUGCAGUGAAUGCGAGUUAGAUUUAAAAAAUACGACAUUCUUGAAUAAUCAAGCAAAUUAAGGAGCAGGAAUAUUUGCAGAUAAAACAGUCAAGAUAAAAUUAGAUUAAGUUAAUAUAUUAGAUAAUUACGCUAAAGGUGAUGGAGGAUUUAUAUAUAUGAGAUUCAAUGAACCAGAUACCUAAGUAAAAUCUAUCGUAGAAAUUAAAAACUCUAAAAUGAUAACAGGUAAUUCAGCUUAAAAUGGAGGAUUUCUUUAUUCGUCAAAUCCUUUGAUGGAACUCUACAUUUCUGGAAUUGAAAUUUAAGAUUCUAAAUCCUCUAUUAGAGGCGGUUUCAUAAAUAUUUUAAAAGGAUCUAAAGUUCAAAUCUUAAAUUCUAAAUUCUACGAUUUUAAAUCUCCUGAAGGAGCAUUCAUAUAUAGUUCAUUAGGAUCGAUUACUUUUAACAUUCAAAACUCUAUUUUCCAAUGCAGUAAAAAUGAACUUCUAACAAAUAAAACCUACUAACUGAUAAAUAAUGAUUUUAUCCUUGAAACUGACUCUCAAUUUUCAAUAUCUAAUGCUGAUCUUGUAAUAUCUAAAAAUAAUAUUUACUAAUAUUGUGGUACAACUUCCUAAGGUGGCAUAUUUAGGCUGCAGAAAACAAAAUUUACGGAUUAUAAGUCCAAGUAUCAAUAUAAUUCUGCUUUAAUUGGAGGAGUUAUUUAAAGCUAAGAAUCUUAAGUUGAAAUUUCUAACUCUAAAUUUUACAGUAAUGAAGCUAAAUUAGGUGGCGUUCUUCAUAUUGUGUAAAAUUCAAAUUUGUCUAUAAAAUCCUGCGAGUUUUCCAAAAAUUUUGCAUUAACGUCUUCUGGGGCUAUAUAUCUUUAAAGUUAGUCUUUGCUUUAUAUUUAAGAUUCAGAAUUUACCCUUAAUUAUGCAGCUGACAACUCGGUAAUGGAAAUCCAGACCAAAACUGAAAUAGACUAACCUAUUAUAAUAAGAAAUUCAAACUUUGAAAACAAUUUUUCACAAAGGACAUUAAUAUCUAUGAUGUAUGCAAAUGUUUUAAUUCAAGAUUCUACUUUCAAAAACAAUGGAGCAAUGUCGAGAACUAAAGGACUUCUUUGUGGAUCUCUCAAUAUAACUUUGAUAAGAUGCUUUUUUUAAAAUGAUUACUCUGAUAGCUGGAAAAUCUAACUAAAAGAUGAGAGGACAACAGGCUCAUUUAUAUUUUUAGUUUCUUAAACAAUUAUGACUGUUAAAAAUAGCAGAUUUGUUAAUGGAUUUGCAAAUAUGGGUGGGGCUAUUUUUAUUUCAGAUAAUAGCUAAUUGGAAAUUUAAGAGUCCAAUUUUUUAAAUAAUAAAGCUAAAACAAAAGGUGGAGCAAUUUAUACCUCUGGCUUUCAAAGUAUAUGGAUCGGGAAUUUUAGUAAUUUUAAAGAUAAUUAUGCUCUUGAUCAAGGAGAUGAUAUUUAUAUAACAAACUCGAUGAAUAUGAUAACAUUAAACCAAGUAGAUAUAAACAAUAUUAAUGCUAAGAAUUCUAUUUAUAUUGAAUAAGCCAAAUUAUAAUCUAAUUAAUUGGUUAUAAGGGAUAUUUAUUCAAAUAAGGAUUCUAAGAAUGGAGGUGCGAUAAACUGCUAAUAUUGCACCGGACUUGAUAUUAAAAAUUCUAGAUUUAUCAACAUAAGAUCGAGUGAAGGUGGUGCAAUAUUCAUUAUCGAUUCUGAUCUAACGAAAAGUACUAAUUAUUAAAAGUAUAGGAUAAAUAACUCAACCUUCUAAAAUUGUACAGCUGAAAUUGGAGGAGCUAUAUACAUUUCAAAUCCAGAAUCAAUGAUCAUCUUAAAUAGCUAAUUCAUUUAAAAUCAAGCAAUUUAAAUAACAGAUUUGACAAAUCAAGUUUUGAAUUAUGGUUAAGGAGGAGCAAUUUACUAUACUUGCAAUUAUUACUAACUAGAUUGCUUCCUAAAAUUUGAAGGAAUAAAUGUAUUUAAACAAAAUAAAGCAUCAAUUUAAGGAGGAGGAAUUUAUUGGGACAUAUUAGAGCCCUAAUUCAAUUAAAAUAACUUUUGGUUCAUAGAAAAUUAUGCAAAUCAGUAUGGAGAUGAUAUAGCUUGUUUUGCAUAGAAUUUAAUAUCGAUAUCUUAACAAACAUACUUAAAUCAAAUGGAAAAAGUUGGUGGAUCAAUAGGAUCAGAAAAUUAUUAAAGAGAUCUUUAGAUUUCAGUAGAUGAAGUGCCAAAGAAUUAAGGGAUAAAAGUUGUAGAAAAUUAAAGAAGUGGGGGACCUCUGCCUAUCAUUUAUAUGAGCUUAAUAGACAAAUACGGAUAGAUUGUAGGUUCAGAUUUUAGUAGCUCAGUAAGAGUAUAGGUAAAUACUACCAAUCUAGAUUCUGAUGCUGCAAAGUAUCCGCCUUUAGUUGAGGGCACAAGUGAUUUUACUGUUAACAGUGGUAUUGCUGUAUUAAGAGAAAUUUAUAUCACAGGAAAUCCUGGAAGUAGUUACAAAGUUAUUUUUUCAACGGAUGGAAUUGAUUUGACCAAGCUUUCAAACAAAUAGUUAUUGGAAUAGAAGAACAGCUCUGAAUUGAACUUCUAACUUAAUUUAUAGCUAAGAGAAUGCAUAUUGGGGGAAUAAUUUACACAACUGGGAAAAUGCUAAUUAUGCACAGAGAGUUACUCUUUAGUUUAAAUGUAAGCACCUGGUGAUUGUAUUAGUUGUCCAAUCGAUAGAGCUAUUUGCACAGGAGGUACAACUAUUGGACCGCUCCCUGGAUUUUGGAGAGGAAGCAACAUAUCUCAAAAAUUCGAAAAAUGCCUUUACCUACCUGCAUGCCUCGGAAUGGUUUCUCCGAACUUAAAUCCAAUUGGUGAAUGCUUGGUUGGUCAUUAAGGUAUUUUAUGUGCAGAUUGUGCUAAGGGCUAUUCAAGAGAUAAUAAAUAUUUCUGUUCUCAAUGCCCUAAUCCAGCUUUAAAUUUUAUAAGAUUGUUUGCAAUUUCACUGGGGGUAAUUAUCUUUGUGAUCUUGAUAAUACGAUCAACAUUAAACACUUCAAAAGAUCCUUAUCUAAAUACAAGUAUAUACCUUAAAAUCCUACUAAAUCAUCUCCAACUCUUGUCUGUGACUGCAUCUUUGCCAUUCUAAUGGUCCGAGCAAAUACUAAAUUUUUUCAGUUCUACAAAAGAUAUUGCCACUGCUCAGAAUUAAAUUUUUAGUAUAGAUUGCUUCCUUUAGAUUGAUAAAAAUGAUAGCUCUUAGCUAAGAAUCUUUUAUACUAAACUAUUGAUUAUUGCAUUAUUACCAUUCUUGCUAUCUUAUAUCUGCUUUUAAUUUUGGCUGGUCUAUAAUUCAAUCAAGAAAAAGGGCUGUUUAGUUGAUGGAAAGUUUACAUCUACGCUUGUUAUUUUAUUAUUCUUAGCCCAUCCUUCAAUUGUUCAGUAUUCAUUUUUCAACUUUAAAUGCGUAGAUGUUGAUAGUUAAAUGAGAGUUUAUGAUGAUUUAGAAAUAAUAUGUUGGGAUAAUACUCAUAGAAUUUAUAGCUAUUUAGUGGCACUACCUAGCAUUAUAGUAUGGGGCAUGGGUAUACCUUUUCUUGCUCUUUCAAUUUUAAUGAAAUACUAGAAUCGUUUAAAAAAUCUGGCUGUUAGAGAAAAAUAUGGAUUCUUGUACCGUGGUUACAAAUAUCAAUUUUAUUACUGGGAAAUCAUAAUAAUGUAUAGAAAAAUACUGAUAACUUUUGUCGCAGUAUUUGUUGAGUCCAAUUUUGGUGUAGUUGCCUAGGCCCUUAUAAUGCUUAUGAUACUUGUCUGGUUUCUUGCCAUAAACUAUUAGUUCAAGCCAUUCAAUACAAAAGCAUUAAAUGAAUUGGAAACAGUAUCUUUAAUAACCUCAAUGGCUACAAUAUAUUGUGGUAUUUUCUUUAUACUAGAUAAAUCAAAAAGUUGGAUAGAAAAAAAUGCAGACUAUGCUAAUGGUGCCAUUUUACUACCAGACGCAAUCUAGAAACUAUUUUUCUUUCUUGUUGUCAUAGCUAACCUAUUAUUCUUUGUAUUGUGGAUAUCUAAGAUGUAUAAAGAAUUAAAGUCAAGAUUUAGAUUUUAAAAUUAGAGACUAUACUUAAUCUUAUGCCUUUGUAAUAACAAUGAAAAAUUAGAGCAAGAAAAAAUAAAAUAUUCAUAUUAUUUGCAGAAUCUAAGAUAUAGCGAAGAGCUUGAAAAAUGUAUCGAUAAAUACUAGAACUUCUUCGUGAAAAAUAAAAUAUAACUUAAUGACAAAAUAAUCUAAAAACUAGGGUUAUUCUUGAAUGAAGAAAAUAUUUUGAAAUAUUUUGGUAAAAAAAGCAAUAAAGAUUAGAAUAGAGGUAGAUUUCAACGUAAAUUAUUAUUUUAAAGCUAAUCAAAUAAUUAAAAUCAAGGUUCCCAAGCAAUAGAUGAAGAUUAACAAAAAUCAUACUUUGGGAGUUAAAAGUAAGCUUUAGGUUCAGAUAGUAAGAAUAUUAAAAAAUAAUUUAUUAUAGAACCUGCUCAUCAUGAUUCUUAACUUCAAUAAACGCAGCAAUCUAUUAAUUCAGAAUAAGACUUUGACUUUAUGAGCUAAUAAUAUAAAGAAGCAAAUGAUAUGAAUACAACUAAAUCAAUAGAGAUUAAUAGUUUUGCUUCCUUUCAAUAAAAGCCAUCAUUUGAAAGAUAAAGAAACAAAUCAACAUUUUCAUCUUAUAUUAAAAAUGUUGAAAAUAGCAAAUAAACUAAGAUAGAAAAAGACUUAAAAAACAUGACUUAGUUGGAGAAUCUUGUAAAUUAAUUCAAGCAAAAAGAUAUAGUGGUUUAGAAAACCCAAUAUUAUAAAAGAUAAAAAGAUGGUGUAAAGCUAUCUAAAAGCAAAUUUAGAAAGACUGCUUAGAUUUAAUCUGAAGCUUCUUAUAUUAGCAUGGAAAGUUAUUCCAAAUAGGACAAAAAUUAAGUUAACUUAUAUAAUAAACUAAAUACUAAAGGAUAGAUUAAUUUGGCCAGGAAAAAACAUUAAAAAGGUCAAUCUUCAAAUUAAAUUGACAUAGUACUAAAUUAUGCUGAUUUAGGCGAAUUUUAAUAAAGUCCAAAUUUUAAUGAAUAGAAAAAUUAAGAAUAGAUUAAUGGCAAUCCUGAAGCAUUUUCAAAACAUGUCUUAUUCAGUUCGAAAUAUGAUUAACUUCUUGAAUAAUAUACAUCUCAAUAAACCAACUAAUGCACUUCAAAAUAAAAUGUUAACCAUGCAUAGAAAUAAAAUUCAGACUCACUUAAAGAAAAUUAAAACAAUACUUUUGAAAAUAUUCUUAAGAUUGAAGCAUCAAAGUCCAAAUAAUAACAAACUGAUGGACUUUAAGAUAGAAAUCUUAUCUCAUCACAGUCUAUAGAUAUAUCUGAAAAUGAUGCAAUAGACUAUUUUCAGUCUAACAAUUAACAAAAAUCAAAUGAAGUUCUUAACGUUGAAACUAUAUAAUCGAUUUAAGAGAGUAAUGCUUUUGAUUUUUGA